This is a messenger RNA of Psammomys obesus (fat sand rat), 2393 nucleotides long. RefSeq names its product cytochrome P450 4F5-like. The record is from RefSeq and is a predicted model, not a curated record. Gene Ontology annotation, molecular function: heme binding; monooxygenase activity; iron ion binding. Lineage: Eukaryota; Metazoa; Chordata; Mammalia; Rodentia; Muridae.
AUGCUGUGACUGAGGUCGUCAGGGCUGGACCUGGGCUCUGUGCUGGCCUCUCCGUGGCAUCUUCUGCUGCUUGGAGUGGCUUCCUGGCUUUUGGCCAGGAUCCUUGCCAGGACUUACUCAUUCUGUGAGAACUGCUCCCGCCUCAGAUGUUUCCCUCAGGCCCCUAAAAGGGACUGGUUUCUUGGUCACCUGGGCAUGAUCCAGAGCAACGAGGAGGGCAUGCAGCUGGUGACGGAAAUGGGCCAGACCUUCCGAGAUGUCCAUCUCUUUUGGCUGGGACCCGUCAUUCCUGUGCUGAGGCUCGUUGACCCUGCAUUCAUUGGCCCCCUGCUCCAGGCCCCAGCUUUGGUGGCCCCCAAGGACAUGACUUUCUAUGGCUUCCUGAAGCCCUGGCUGGGAGAUGGGCUCUUCCUGAGUGCUGGUGGCAAGUGGAGUCGCCACCGCCGCCUGCUGACACCUGCUUUCCACUUCGACAUCCUGAAGCCCUACGUGAAGAUUUUUAACAAGAGUGUGAACACCAUGCACGCCAAGUGGCAGCGCCUAUCCUUGGAGGGUAGUGCCCGAUUGGAAAUGUUUGAGAACAUCAGCCUCAUGACUUUGGACAGUCUGCAGAAAUGCUUAUUUGGCUAUCACAGCAACUCUCAGGAGUCUCCCAGUGAAUACAUUGCUGCCAUCUUGGAGCUCAGCGCCCUCAUAGUAAAAAGGUCCCAGCAGCUCUUCCUGUUUGUGGACUUCCUAUACUACCUCACUGCUGAUGGGCAGCGCUUCUGCAAGGCCUGUGACCUGGUGCACAACUUCACAGAUGCUGAUCAGGAGAGACGCCGCACCCUCUCCAGCCAAAGUGCUGAUGAGUUCCUGAAGUCCAAGGCUAAGUCUAAGACUUUGGACUUCAUCGAUGUGCUCUUGCUGGCCAAGGAUGAACAUGGAAAGGAGCUGUCAGAUGAGGACAUUCGAGCAGAGGCUGACACCUUCAUGUUUGGAGGUCAUGACACCACAGCCAGUGCGCUCUCCUGGAUCCUGUACAACCUGGCGAGGCAUCCAGAAUACCAGGAGCGCUGCCGGCAGGAGGUGCAGGAGCUCCUGAGGGAAGGCGAGCCUGAGGAGAUUGAAUGGGACGACCUGUCCCGGCUGCCCUUCCUGACCAUGUGCAUCAAGGAGAGCCUGCGGCUGCACCCCCCAGUCAUAGAUGUCCUCCGCCACUGCACCCAAGACAUUGUGCUACCUGAUGGCCGGGUCAUCCCCAAAGGGACCGUCUGUGUCAUCAGCAUCUUUGGUGUUCAUCACAAUCCUUCAGUCUGGCCAGACCCUGAGGUCUAUGACCCCUUUCGCUUUGACCCAGAAAACCCUCAGAAGAGGUCACCUCUGUCUUUUAUUCCCUUCUCCGCGGGGCCCAGGAACUGCAUAGGACAGACUUUUGCCAUGAGCGAGAUGAAGGUGGCGCUGGCGCUGACUCUGCUGCGCUUCCGCGUCCUGCCGGACGACAAGGAGCCGCGCCGGAAGCCGGAGCUGAUCCUGCGCGCAGAGGGCGGGCUGUGGCUGCGGGUGGAGCCGCUGAGCGGGCAGUGACCCCAUGCUCCUCGCCCACCCACCUAAGGAUCCCAGAAUUAGCAUGGCUCCAUCGGGUGUCGGCAGGUAGCGCUGGAGGACUGCAGAACCAGCUGUGGUCUCAGCGAGAGGAGGCGGGACUGAUGUCUUUGAGCCAAUGAUCCUUGUUUGCUGGAAGCAAGGCUUUCCUGCUGAACAGAGUUCUUUUCUAGCUCAAGCAUGGACCUCAUCCUGUUAGAGCCACUGUAGCUUUUUGAGCAGCGAAGGAGGGUGCAGAAUAUCGGGCCCAUUCGAGAUUCUUAGUCACUGAAACAAAGCCUUACAACCAUAGUUUCCAUUUUCUUGUACUUCCUCCUCUCCUUGAGCAUAUUUGAAGCGACCCUCCAGUUUCUGUCUUCUUAGGGCUGCACUUACUGGAGUGGGCUGCGCCACUACACCUGGAGGGAUAUUUGUAAAGUUUGAGUAAAAUGGUUUAUCAGAAAAGGGAAAUCUCGGCACCAUUGAGAAGCGUGUUAAAUGGCACUCAAGCCUCAUGAUGCCCAAAAUUACUAAGGCAGCUUAAAAUGAACGGAAUCACCCUUGCGGAAUUCUUCAUUUCACUUUUGUCUGGGGCAAUGUUCAUUGAGAAUAUCACUUAUUUUACAAGAUUCUUACAAUUUUCCUUUCUUGUAGCCCUUUCGAGCUUUGACCCCUCAUGAGACUAUUAAACCAGUGUCAGCUGGGCAUGGUGACAGGUACUUGAGAGUGCAGGACUUGGGCAGUGCGAUCCUGAGUUGGAGACUAUCUUGGUAUACAUAGCAGGUUUGGGGCCAGCCUGGGCUAUGCUCUGAAACUGUGUCUUUAUAAUA